AUGGCUGUAAAAGCCCUCAUCUCCACUCUGGAGGAUGAAAUCCUUGAUCCUGAAGAAGAAACAUUCUUCCUGUUCUCCCAUGAUAUUCCGUCCUCAAACCUAGGUUUCAUCGACCCCAAAGCGACGACGCUAUCGCUCACCCUCGCGGACCGGGACUUCACCAUCCACCAAUCUCCGACGGUCCUCUCAUCAACCCGGGCAGGCGGCACAACCGGCGCUGUCCUCUGGAAAAUCACCCCCCUCUUCGCAACCUACCUCUCCUCCCCAACAUCCCCCUUCAACCCCAUCUUCACACCCACCUCCACAGUCCUAGAGCUAGGCUGUGGCAUCUCCCCAUUGACAGCCCUCCUCCUCGCGCCCAGAAUAUCCCGCUACAUCCUCACAGACCAGCCAUACGUCUCGCGCAUGAUCCACCAGAACCUCGAAGCGAACCCCCUCCCAUCCUCCACCGCUUCAAAACCCUCCUCCCGUCGGAAAAAGACCACUUCCACUGCCAGCAACACCUCAGCAUCCUCAAGCCCGGGAAGCAUACAAUUCAGGUCCCUGGAUUGGGAACUCGACACCCCGACGCCCUCCCUCACAGGCUCACCCGCGACCCGCUCCUUCGACGCCGUCGUGUGCUGCGACUGCAUCUACAACGAGGCCCUGGUCGAUCCCCUCGUCUCCACGACCGCCGACCUCGCUCGGCUCCGCCUACGCAUCCAGGAAGAGGAAGAGGAAACCGACGCGGAGGAGGCGGAGCGGUCCGAGCCGUGCGUGUGCAUAGUGGCUCAGCAGCUACGUAGCCCCGACGUGUUUGAGGAAUGGGCCAAGAGCUUUCAUAAGCAGUUCCGCAUGUGGAGGGUCCCGGACGAGUUGUUGCCCGAGGGGUUGAGGAUCGAGUCCGGUUUCGUGGUCCACGUUGGUACCUUGCGAGAGUCAAAGUUUGAACCUUGA
Molecule: messenger RNA, 936 nt
Organism: Colletotrichum siamense
Lineage: Eukaryota; Fungi; Ascomycota; Sordariomycetes; Glomerellales; Glomerellaceae
Gene: rib2
Product: Diaminohydroxyphosphoribosylamino-pyrimidine deaminase
Exons: 3
Coding region: 1-936 (311 amino acids)
Source: RefSeq, a predicted model, not a curated record